UGAUCCACACUCCUUACCAGUUGGUGGCGGUAAUGCACCAUUUUGUUGUUUGCCAACCACCAAUUAAAACGCCAGAAGAAGAAGAAUACUGGCGCCAAACCUGACGACCGUCUCGGUUGCUGCUUGAUAGGAGAAAAGCAGAAGUAUAGAGCAAAAGAAGUUGCUGAUCACAUACUACAUGGCACUAUGGAAAGCAGUAAUACAGAGAUCGACAGUACUGAGGUAUCGGAGGAUGAAAGUUGUGAAGAGCAAGACACAUACAUUUCGAAAUAUAGGCAGAUAUCCUCCUCGGAGGAUGAAUGUUCUGAAGAGGAAGAGACAUACUUAUCGAAAAAUGGACAAAUGCGCACCUCAGUUGAUGAAAAUUCUGAAGAGACAUACAUGUCGAAAAAUAGGGAAAUUUGCUGGUCUUCAAAAGUACUAGAACAAGAAGGUCCAGCAAUGGUGCCAGCGCAGUGUGUAUUGAAGAAAAGGCCUACUCCGGGGCCAACGAAAUCAUGCAUUUCCCAAGCCCAGGAUAUAAUGUCUACAUUUAAGUUAUUCAUUCCAAAAUCGAUGGAGAAGAUCAUCAUCGACAGGACAAAUCUGGAAGGGAAAAGGAGAUUUUCCAAAAACUGGCAAGAAUUCACAGCGAGUGAAUUCGAUGCAUUUAUGGGUCUUUUAAUUAUGGCAGGGGGUGUUGAAUCAGCUAGGGAAUCCGCUAUAAGUCUGUGGAACCAAAAAACGGGAAGGACGAUUUUCCGGGCUACGAUGACCAAAAAAAGAUUUUGUGUGUUGUCUAAUGUCAUGCGGUUCGCCAAUCCAGAGUCGAAAGUAUUGAAGAAAUCGACGGACAAGCUGGCUGCGUUCCGGGACGUAUGGGACACGUGGUCAAGCAACCUUUCCAUUAUGUAUAAUCCCGGCCAUGAUAUAACAAUUGACGAGCACCAGGUUCCAUUCAAAGGCAGGUGCCCGUUUCGGGAGAACAUGCCACACAUACCCAGCAAGUCCGACAUCAAACUGUGGGCAGCGUGCGAUUCAAGAUCCAGCUAUUGCUGGAAAGUCCAGGUCUACACAGGCAAGCCUCCGGGGGAAGAAACGGAAGAAAACCUUGCAAAACGCGUAGUGCUGGACUUGUCGAAGGGGCUGAAGGGGCAGAAUGUUACCCUAGGUAGUUUUUUCACGUCUUUUGACCUGGGUCAAGAGCUGCUCAAAAAGAAACUGACUAUGACAGGCGAAGUGCGCUGCAGUCGGCCGGAGCUGCCGUCUGACUUCCUCAUAAGCAAGGGCAGGCGACUGCACAGCUCAAAAUUCGGAUUCUUCUCAAACACAACCAUUGUGUCGUAUCUGAAAAAAAGAACGAAGAACAUGCUCCUUAUGAGCACCUUCCACAAAAAGCCUCAAAUCAGCGAUCGCCUUGAUCGAAUGCCCCACAUUGUAAUCGAUUACAAUGAAAAUAAAGGUGGAGUGGAUACAAUGAACAAAUUGACUUCAGCGUAUAGUACAAUACAAAAAACAACGCACUGGACACUUGCACUCUUCUGUGACAUGCUGGACAUUGCCGCGCACAAUGCCUGUGUAGUGUGGAAUGAGAUUAACCCUGAGUGGAAGACGGGAAAGAGAUACAGACGCAAGCUGUUUCUGCAGGAGUUGGGUGAAGCCCUAGUAGCUCCUGCAAUGCAGCAGCGGACAAGACUCAUCAGACGCUUUGUAGGUGCCGGAGUGGCGAUGGAGAGGAAAGACCUGCCAGCCCCACCGGCCCUGCCUGCCUCACAGGGCAAAGGAAGGAGUGGGUGUGUCCUUUGUGAUAGUGGAAAGGCGAAACAAACAAGAGUGGUGUGCAAUACGUGUGGCCAUUUUGCUUGUCAUCCCAGGUCGAGCGUAUCGAAAGACCUGAAUCAGCAGGUAUGGACGGAGCAACACCCCCUCAUAUACCCGAAGCCUUAUUAGAUGAAAUAGACAACAUCAACAACACUAAUAAUGAAAAUGAUGCGGUUUAUCAAAACUACUUUGCUCAACACGACUCGCCACCCGCAAUGUCUGGUGAAGCCAGGGUCGAAGAGCCCUGUUUCCUACCAUCCUUAGAGACAUUAAUAAGCAUGUUAAACGAAAGGGUCUCUGAAUCAGCAGGCAUGGACGGAGCAACACCCCCUCCUAUACACGAAGCCUUAAUAGAUGAAAUAGAGAACAUCAACAACGCUAAUAAUGAAAAUGAUGCGGUUUAUCAAAACUACUUUGCUCAACAUGACUCCCCACCGGCAAUGUCUAGUGAAGCGAGGGUCAAAGACCCCUGUUGCCUCCUAGAUGCAUUAGACAGCAUUAUGACCCCUUGAUGGAGUUUGAUCAGGGUCAUAUUGUGGGUUUGCAUGAGGCUGGGUGGUCAUAUCUUGCAAUUGCCCAGCAUGUGGGGCAUGCAGAUGUCAUAGUUGCCCGAUGAUGGAACCAUUGGGCACGUGAGGGCACCCACACAGGUUGUGAAGGUUCUGGUCAACCAAGACAGACCACACCAAGAGAGGAUCGUUGUAUUGUGCACCAAGCAUUACAGAAUCCCAUGCCAUCUACGCCUGCCAUCUGGACAUAGGUAUUGGACUCUACAACGGCUGAAUUUGGAGUGGUGCCGUAACCGGGAGGCCUGGACUGAUGAUGAGUGGCGUCGUACCAUGUUCAGCAAUAAAUCUCGGUUCUGCAUCUGUGUGUAUGGUGGUGCCGAGGGGAAAGGACCAAUCCUGCCAAUGUUGUGGAGAGACAGUUAUAUUAGCAGCUUCUGUCAAAUCCCAUUGCUAGAAUUUAGUAAAAAGACGAACAUGUUGAACAAUUUUGGUCAGCUAAACUAAUUCGGCUUACAGACAACGGCAUUUGUGCUGCUGUGUGCUGACCACAUUCAUGAGGUUAGGAAUCUGCCUGUUUUCAAGCAAAGGCCAAAAGACAUUGUAAAAUUAAACUUAAACUAUGUGAAUGGAGGUAGUGCACAGGUGUUCUAACGAAACAUCCUACCCAUCGAAAUGAUCAACUCACUGCUACUACGCAUGCGCAGAUCAAAAUUUCGCGAAUCUUCUGGAAGCUUACCAACUGCUUGUCGAUCUAUCCUACCUAGUGCUGAAGUUUGAGG
Molecule: messenger RNA, 3088 nt
Organism: Paramormyrops kingsleyae
Lineage: Eukaryota; Metazoa; Chordata; Actinopteri; Osteoglossiformes; Mormyridae
Source: RefSeq, a predicted model, not a curated record